Molecule: messenger RNA, 663 nt
Organism: Penicillium roqueforti
Lineage: Eukaryota; Fungi; Ascomycota; Eurotiomycetes; Eurotiales; Aspergillaceae
Exons: 2
Coding region: 1-663 (220 amino acids)
Source: RefSeq, a predicted model, not a curated record
AUGAUCACCAGUGUUGUAUUCGCGUGUCUAUUUCUACUCGCUGGUGCACAUCCAGGGAAGCGAGGGCCAUUCAUUGAGUCCGUCACAGACUGCUCACAGCUACCGUUGUACAACAACGAGACAAAGAUAGCCGGGCCUUGGACACUCAAAGUUGACAGCUGCUACAAUGGAACUGCGACUCGAGGGUUAUGCAGCAUCGAAGGCUUUGAGACUGGCAGCGAUAUCAUACGUUUACGAGAAGACAGACCCAACACGAUCGAGCAUGGAUUUAUCACAAUCGUAAGCGACAACAACAACCUCAAAACCCAGCUCCGCUGCAACGGUGUCCUGAACAAAAUCGAAGCAUACGUCCUUUCCGGUCCCGGUGCCGGCGCCUUGGAAUGGCACGCCGUGGGGAUUGACCACCACCCCAGUACAGGACGACUCGUCUGGGGCAAACCAAACGCUGAGCCUGUACAGGUAUACAGACACUACCGUCGUGGGAUACCAGUCGAAGGCGUCUUUCUCGGAUCGAAAAAUCAGACGAAUUGGAGUGUGCACUCAGCUGGGAGGGAUGUGAGCAUCACGGAUAUGAAGCAUUAUUGGGUUAUGCGAUUGAUGAUUCCAGAGACGAGGAUUCGGAACAAUGAGUUUAGGACGUUGAUUCGGAUUGAUGGGAGUUGA